Messenger RNA from Cuscuta campestris, 2483 nucleotides. NCBI's taxonomy places the organism in Eukaryota, Viridiplantae, Streptophyta, Magnoliopsida, Solanales, Convolvulaceae. The record is from the annotation of a GenBank genome assembly.
AAAGGAGAAAAUGUGUAAAUAUGAAGAAGAUGAUGAAUAGUGUAGCCUCCAUUGUUUCCUCCACCUCCCCUUCCUCUUCUGAGAAGAGGGGUAUAAAUAGGGAGAGUUAGGGUUAGGGUUUGAGCAUACAUACAAACUAAUGGGCCGGCCCAACAGACUGGGCCGCCCCUAAAAAGUAAUUAAUACACGGCAAACGGGCUUGUCCAACAGACUGGAUCACCCCGACUAAUUUUAUACAAAGACCGGAUACCCCCUGUCCAGGGUAUCCAUCAUGAGUCCCCCACUUUCCGAGCCGAGAGGAACUCGAGAGGAAAAGGAGAAAAUGUGUAAAUAUGAAGAAGAUGAUGAAUAGUGUAGCCUCCAUUGUUUCCUCCACCUCCCCUUCCUCUUCUGAGAAGAGGGGUAUAAAUAGGGAGAGUUAGGGUUAGGGUUUGAGCAUACAUACAAACUAAUGGGCCGGCCCAACAGACUGGGCCGCCCCUAAAAAGUAAUUAAUACACGGCAAACGGGCUUGUCCAACAGACUGGAUCACCCCGACUAAUUUUAUACAAAGACCGGAUACCCCCUGUCCAGGGUAUCCAUCAUGAGUCCCCCACUUUCCGAGCCGAGAGGAACUCGAGGUGAAGUGGAAGUAAACAAUAAUCCACCACUGAAGGGCACCGUCUUCCUUGUUGUCUAGAGUGCACCGCCAACUCGCUGUCCCGAGAACGGUGAAGUAAGGCAAGCAAUGCCAUCAAUCGGAGAAUGUGAUGCCAACUCGCUGUCCGGAGUAAAGCGAGGUGAAAGAAUCUGCACCCAUGGAUAUGAGGUGCAUUGCCGACUCGUUGUCCGGAGUGGCCAAGUAAAGAAAUCGUAGCACUGAGCACGAUGUGCGCUGCCGACUCGCUGUCCGGAGCGGCACGGUAAAAGAGUAUGCCCCAAUCUGCUCAUUGUCUUGAAAGGUUCUGCUCUCGUACAAAGGGCAUCGUCGGUUUGCUGUUCAGAGUGCAUGAAUAAGUCGUCAUCCUCUCACAAUCCCGUCAAUGUGUGACCCACUCCACGAGGGAUGCCUCAUUAAAAACUUGCCGAGGAAAAAACCCAUGAGGAUGGGAAAAAAUCCUCGGUCAAGAAAAGAGUACAUCUCGUCCCAUAGAGUACAUCAAGAAAACAUUGCUAGGGUGUGAGGUCUUCUGUGUGAAUCUCAGAAGAGGUGAUCUUCAAGUCCCCCGGACUCGUUGUCUGGAGUCGAGGGCUAUUCAUCAUAGUGUAUUGCCGACGAGUGCAUGUUGACACGGACUGCUGCGGUCUAAUACAAGGUCGGGAUGCCGAUCGCCAACCUCUCCUAAUGUGAGACGUAACAAUCACGAGCCGAGCACCCGGAGUCCCCCACUCCCUAAGCCGAAGAAGAACUCUGAGGUGAAGGGGAGUAGUGUCCAUGCUUGGCUCCGGUGGGAGUCUCUGGCCCAUUCACGAGAUGGCCGAGGCCGAGGCCGAGCUUGAGUGCCUCACGAGGUGGCUGAGACCGAGCUUGGGUGCCUGAGGCCGAGCUUGAGUGCCUGAGGCUGAGCUUGAGUGCCUCACAAGGUGGUCGAGGCUGAUCUCGAGUGCUCCACGAGGUGGUCGAGGCCGAGCUCGAGUUCCUCACGCGGAGGCUGAGGCCGAGCUCGAGUGCUUCACGCAGUGGCUGAGGCCGAGCCUGGCCUACUCAACUUCUAACCUGCGAAAUAACUUCAAAAAAGAACACAAGGCACCCGCGGGCUCGGAUGGACCGAUCACCACGCGGCCGAGAAGAGUAAGUCAACGUAUGAGUUGGGUCCAAAGUUUUGGGCAAAAGAUAGGCCUGAUCAACGGAGUGCGCCGAUCGUGUAGUAGUCUGGUCCAGAACAAACCUUGACGUCAUCCUAGUGAGAUCGGGUUCUUGAAAUGGGAGCUGCUCGGGUAAGUGAGAUAGGCACAAAUAAUGCACCCCUCGCCUUAGAUCCGAGAGCCAAAAGUUCACGUCGUGGAAGACGGAUAUAUAGGAGUGCGUCGAGAUGGACGGCUUAUCUCGGCCUCGCGAAUAAUAUCGUCGCGGACGAUUUGGAGUGCCUCGCGGAGAGGGCUUACCUCAGCCUCGUGGAAGAGGAAAUAAGAUCGCGUCGUGGGAGACGGAUGGGAGUGCGUCGCGGUGGACGUCUUACCUCGGCCUCGUGGAAGAGGAAAUGAGAUCGCGUCGUGGAAGACGGAUAUAUAGGAGUGCGUCGAGAUGGACGGCUUACCUCGGCCUCGCGAUAAUAUCGUCGCGGACGAUCUUCAACACCUCGUAGAGAGGUUUUACCCGGCCUCGCUAAGGAAUGACUAAAUGAGUUGGAUCUGAGCCAUGCCCAGAGGCAGGUCGCUGGCCUGUGUGGGGUGUGAGAUUAAGCUUUGCGCUUGUUCCACAUCAGGGCUUAAAGUGUUGAGCACAAAGUGUAAUACCAUCGUCCAAGUGAGGUCCGAUCACAUGUGGUGGACAAGGUAAUAGU